Messenger RNA from Papaver somniferum (opium poppy), 1118 nucleotides. RefSeq lists its product as uncharacterized. The record is from RefSeq and is a predicted model, not a curated record. Bases 260 to 832 code for a protein of 190 amino acids. NCBI's taxonomy places the organism in Eukaryota, Viridiplantae, Streptophyta, Magnoliopsida, Ranunculales, Papaveraceae. The transcript has 9 exons.
AAUCCGGGGAGGAAAGAGGAAAUGGAAAGAAGAAAGUUGGCUCUACUACUGGUAAACUCGGGAAUAAGGCUUGGACGUCGGAAGAGGGAAAAGCUCUUUCUGAAGGUAUUGAAAAGUAUGGGAAGGGAAAAUGGAAGGAGAUUAAACAGCUUUACUCGGAUGCAUUAAAAGACAGGACAGUCGUUGAUAUUAAAGAUAAAUAUAGAAACAUGACUACGCGAAGUGUGCUCCUGGGAAGGAACGAAAACGUGGAGCUAACAUGAGGAAGGGUCCCCUACCUAGAAGGGGUGAUGGGAGAGACAUACCAAUACCACUGCCAGUUCUAGCAGAUAAGAGGGAGGCUCCCCUACUUAGAUGGGGUGGUGGGAGAGCAAGAUCAAUACCUGCACCAGGUCCAACAGAUAAGGAUCGUCUUCCCAGAACAGCUAGCCGUACUGACAAUGGUAGAAGUAUCCCUGGAAUGAGUAGCCUAACCAGGUUAUCAAUUUUCGAGCUGCCAAGCUCAUCUGAAGGCACUAAUCCAGAUCUUCGCCCUAGGAGUCUUCGUCAUCAUGCUACUCUUAAUGCUAAAAUUGAUGCUGCCAGAGUUUCUGCCGCCAGGAAAGCUGCUGCUGCUGGUUCUAGCAGCAUGGAUGGGAAUGAUGAGAGUGUGCCUCCUGGUGCCGCUCCAACUGCUAUUGUUUCUAGCAUCGGACCUCAUGCUGCGGUUAAUGCUAGAACUGAUGCUGCUGCUGAUGCUAGAACUGCUGGUUCUGGCAGCAUGGAUGUGCCUGAGCAGAAUGGAGAAAGUGUGCCUGCCGCUCCAACUGUUACCUCUAGCACGUUUGUCUAACAAAGCAAAGACAGGACAUGAGAAAAUCGAUCGUGGAGGUUCUUUCUGCUAGAAGGGCCGAGUAGGUUGGAUUCCGAUUGGUGAUAAUUACUAACUAGAGAGAACAUAGUUACAAUGUGUAUACUUAGGUAGUUCGGUUGGUCAAUCUAAAUGUGUAUACUUAGGCAGUUCGGUUGGUCAAUCUAAAGUAUCUUUCUUCCCAAUAUGGUCAAAUCUAAAUAGAGUGAAUUUCACUAUUUGGGUUAUCCAAGAUUCUUUUUAUAAAUCAUAUCCUUUUUUGCAUUCA